AUGUCAUUUCUGACGACUAAAUGGAAACGAGGAAGUCGCGAAGCGCAGAAGAAGAGCAGCGACGCUGGCUACAGCAACGAGAGCGUGGAGAGUGAGCACGCUCUGCCGCAUCGCAACCGUACGUUCAACGAGGUCCCCACCGAGCUCUUCACCAAACUCUAUUAUUUUGGCUUCGCGGAUACGUAAGUUGGGGGCGUGGCGGAAGGAUUGGACAAUAUUUUUUGCGCUGAAAAAAAUUUUUUUUGGUUUGCAAAAAAAAAUUAAUUGGGCGCAGUUCGCAGAGUAUGUUGUGGCCAGAAUAAGGAACUUUUUCCGUCAUUUUUUUGCACUGUGCAAAAAAUGGGUUUUAGUUUGCACGGUACAAAAAUUUUUUUACACGCUUCAAAACUCGAUAAAGAAUUUUUUUCUGUCUUGCAUUUUUUCAAAAGUAGCUAAAUGAUUUUUUCAAUAAGAAUAUGUUUUUUCCAGCUCGGAAGUUGCCCUAUCCAUCAGAGAAAAGGGCCAAUACGCUGUCUCAGGAGACGAUUCUAAAGAAAAAAUCGAGUUCAUACUCUCAUUUGGCCAAGUUGUGGAAGGUGUAAGUUUACAAAGCGUUUAUUUUUGCCUUACUUUUUCUCGUAACCACCAAAAACGGUGUUUUUUGCAACUUCCCUGAAAUUCAGGGUUUCCGUGGUGGGACUCAGAAAUUGGAGAUCUAGUGCAAUAUAGGCUUCUUGGAUAUGAUCAGGGCCUUAAAAUACCUUUUUUUAACCCAAAUACGUCAAAUGCGACCAAUAUCUGACCUUUUUUGAUGACUUCCCUGAAAUUCAGGGUUUUCGCGGCGGGACCCAAAAAUUCUCAUUUUCAAAAAACCCGUUGACUUUACCUGGUUUUCUGUGCAUUAUUAUCUCCAAAAAGGACGUUUUCAAUUUUUUAGUUUCAGACCCUGCAAGUUUUCCACGUCUCGAUCUACCACGUGGGCGAAGAACCGACGGCCCCCCGGGCCGGACCCCCAUCCAAGAUGUUUGGUCGCAAAAGUGGCUGGAAAGUCGAGAAGAACAGUUAUCUCGAGACGGACAAGACCUUCCAGGCCAUCAACGACGUCAUCGAGCACUUUGUAAUGUAUAGAAAAUUGGGACUACCCGCAAACCGACCGGACUUUUUGAUACGAGAUCGCGACAUUCGCAUCAAGAAACAGAUUGGAGAGGGUGAGUAGGGGGUCAAAUAAACCUUCAGGGGCUAAAAUACAAGGGGCAUUAAGUUUUACGGGAGAAAAAUGAAAAAAAAAUUUGGAAUUUUUGAAAAUUUUUGGAAUUCUUUAAAAUGUUUUUGACGAUUUUAAAGGUUGUUGCCGAUGAGCAAUGUUUUGCCCUCGAGAAAUUCAAAUUCUAAAAUUUUUUUCGAAUUUGAAAUUUUUUGGAAAUUAAAAAAUUUUUCGAAGCUUCUCAUUUCCAGGCCAUUUUUGCGUUGUCUCCAAAGGCUCGUACACGCACGGAACCCGCGACACCUACACGGAAUGCGCGAUAAAAGAGUUCAAGGAGACGGACGUGUCCAAAAGUGAGAGGCAAAAAGAGAUUAUCGAGAUGCGAAGAGAAGCGUCGACUAUGAGAAUCAUGAAGCACCCAAACAUCAUCAUGUUCUAUGGUGUGGCGGCGGAUACUCCGAAUAUAAAGGUGAUUUUUUGAUUUGGGGGUUUCUUGGAUUUUGCACUGUGCAAAAAUUUUUUUUAUGUUUUUGCACUGUGCAAUUUUCUUGGGUAUGCCGCACAGUGCGAUUUUUUAUGCUUUGUUGUAAAAAUUUUUUUUGCACUGCAAUUUUUUAAAAAGUUUCUGCACAGUGCAGAUUUUUUCAAAAAUUUUUUUUUUGAUUUUUGCACUGUGCAGUAUUUUUUUACGCACCGUGCAAUUUUUUCCUUGCACUGUGCAAUUUUCUUUGAUUUAUCGCACAGUGCAAUUUUUUUCCUCUUUGCACCGUGCAAUUCAUCAAAAAUUUUUCGCACUGUGCAAUUUUUUUGUUUUUGCACUGUGCAAUCUUUUGAUUUUGUCGCACAGUGCAAAAUUUUUUUUUUUAUUUUUCCGCACUGUGCAAUUAUUUUUUUGCACCGUGCGGUUUUUUUUCAAAGCAAAAAAGCAUUUUUUUAAAAUACGCUGACGCGUCUUUAACUUCACUUCUAAAGACAGACAUUUUUUACAGCUGAUAAUGGAGCUUUGCACCGGCGGCGCACUUUUGAAUUUCCUCCAAACCUAUAAGGACAAUAUCGAUAAUCGGGAAAAGGUUCAGUUUGGGUUCGAAGUGUCCAGAGGAAUGCGAUAUGUGGAGAGUGUUGGAGUGAUUCACAGGGAUUUGGCGGCGAGGAAUUGCUUGAUCGGGCGGAAUGGCAUGAUUAAAGUGGGAUUUUUUUUUAUUUUUUAACAUUUUUUAUGAUUUUUUUUAUUUUUAUAAAAUCAAAUAAAAACAAAAUUUUUUUUUUUAUUUUUUUUUUUUUUAAAUCUUUUCGAAAAAUUUCGGAAAAAAAUUUUUUAUUUAAAAAAAAAAGUUUUUAAUUGAAGCCGUUGACAUAACGUAUUUUACAUUUUCAGAUAGCGGAUUUUGGCCUCAGCCGGAAACAGACCGAUCCAGAGGUGAUCAAAGGCCGAUUCCGCGCUCCAAUCCGACUAAUGGCCCCAGAAACCAUCGGAAAACAUCCAAAAUUCUCGAAUCGAAGCGAUGUUUGGUGAGGUUUUAGAGGAAAAUAAUAAAAAUAAUAAAGAAAUUUUUAAUUUUAUAGUUCUUUUUUUAUUUUCAGGGCAUUUGGAAUGCUAUUAUGGGAGAUCUUUACCAAUGGAGACGUCGCCUGGCCGGACGACCCUCCGAAAGCCAUUGCUCAUUUCAUUAAGGCGCUGGAAAUGCCGGUUUUUCCACGUAAAAUUUUUGAAAAUAUUUUUUUUAGAUUUUUUGUAUAUAAAAUCAAAAAAAAGAUUUUUUAAAUAAAAAUCUGAGAUUUAUUUUUUUUUGAUUUUUUGCAAAACUUUUGUUUUAAAAUGCUUUAAGAAGGGCUAGAAAUCUCAAACUGUAUCGCAAAAAAAUCAACAAAUUUUUGUAUCACCAUAAGGUCUGAUAAAAAUUGGAAUAUAAUUUUUUUUAAUCAGCAAAAUUACAAAAAAUAUAAAAAAAAUCCGAAAAUUCAAAAAAAAAAAAAAAAAAAUAUUGUUUUUUUAAAAAGACUUUUUGAAAAUAAAUUUCCCCAAAAAAUAUUUUUUUUUUCAAAAAAUUUUUUUUUCAGCUACUGCCCCUCCAGAAGUGGUUGAAUUUGUCUCCCUAAAAUGCUGGAUAAAGCCUUCGACGGAGAGAGCCGACUUUGACGUUACCUGUCGAUUCUUCCAUGGCCUAAUCCGCGACGUUUACCGACCGCCGCCCCCAGUAAGCAGAUGUGUGGCCAAAUUGCCACAUGUCUUUGUCAAAGAUCGUGACGACAAUUCCAUCGAUAUACAACACGGCCAAAAGAAGAUAAACUCGGUUAAGAAAAAUGUGGUAAGUUUUCGUUUUUUGUUUCAAAAUAAAAAAAAAAAUAAAAAAAAAUUUUUUUUUGCACUGUGCAAUUUUUUAUUUUUCUUUGAGUUUGCACUGUGCAAAAAAUAGAAACAAAAAAUUUUGCACAGUGCAAAAAAAUGGAGAAAUAUUCGCCGCACUGUGCAGAUUUUUGCAAUUUUUUAUGCUUGGGCCUUUUGCACGGUGCAAUUUUUUUUAUUUUUGCACUGUGCAAAAAAAUUUUGUUAUGUUUUUUGCACGGUGCAACAAAAAUGGCGAAAGAUCCGCCGCACUGUGCAGAUUUUUGCAAUCUUUGAUGUUUGGGCCUUUUGCACAGUGCAAAUUUUUUUGCACGGUGCAAAAUUUUUCUUUCUUGUUUUUGCACGGUGCAAAUUUUUAAAUAUUAUAUUUUGCACAGCGCAAAAAAAUUUCUCUUGAUUUUUACUAUUUUGCACAGUGCAAUUUUUUAAAAUAUUUUUCCCUGUUGCACGGUGCAAAUUUUUUUCUGAAUUCUGCACUGUGAAAGAAAAAAAAUAUUCUUUCAGAUCAGUGGCAGUGAAACACGAACCGCCCGGACCGCUCGUAAUCAGUCACUUGUGGUGUCGCGAGCCAAAUCCGUGGCUGAGGGCUCUCGCUCCACCGCGCCCUCGAGGGUCGCUGCUCGCCGGCGCACUCUGCGAAAGAAAUCCGCCAGUGACGAUCGAAAAACAGUAAGUUUUUUGGAUUAAAAUUGAAUUUUGGGACUUGACUGUUGAUAAAUAAGGCUGGUAAUAAAUUUUUUAUUUUUUCAGCGGAACGCAAAGAGUAAUAAGGAUUGA
This is a messenger RNA of Bursaphelenchus xylophilus (pine wood nematode), 4304 nucleotides long. NCBI's taxonomy places the organism in Eukaryota, Metazoa, Nematoda, Chromadorea, Rhabditida, Aphelenchoididae. The record is from the annotation of a GenBank genome assembly.